Messenger RNA from Dromaius novaehollandiae (emu), 4001 nucleotides. RefSeq names its product proline rich and Gla domain 3 (gene PRRG3). Gene Ontology annotation, molecular function: calcium ion binding. Gene Ontology annotation, cellular component: extracellular region. The record is from RefSeq and is a predicted model, not a curated record. The transcript has 4 exons. Lineage: Eukaryota; Metazoa; Chordata; Aves; Casuariiformes; Dromaiidae. The coding region runs from base 152 to 856 and encodes 234 amino acids.
CGGGAGCGCGGCUCCGCCCCGCCCCUCCCUCCCCGUUGGCGGGCGGGAGCGGCUGCGGCGCGGCGGGGCGCGAGGCGAGGCGAGGCGAGGCGAGGGGCGGCAGGAGCCGCCAUGAGGUAGGUGGGAGCCCCCAGUAGCCGAGUGAGGCAGCAUGGCAAUGUUCCUGGGGGCCAGGAAUGCCCACUCGGUCCUGAAGCGCUUUCCCCGAGCCAACGGCUUCCUAGAGGAGAUACGACAGGGCACCAUUGAGCGGGAGUGCAUUGAGGAGGUCUGCAGUUAUGAGGAGGUCAAGGAAGUGUUUGAGAACAAAGAGAAGACGAUGGAAUUCUGGAAAGGCUACACCAACUCUGUCUACUCUGUCAAGGACCCCGGACACAGCACAGAGCGCUCAGAUGCUAUGUACGUGGUGGUCCCCCUCUUGGGAGUGGCUCUUUUGAUAGUCAUCGCCCUCUUCAUCAUCUGGAGGUGCCAGCUUCAAAAGGCCACCCGCCACCGCCCUUCCUAUGCCCAGAACCGCUACCUGGCCAGCCGAACGGGGCGCAGCCUCCCCAGGGUCAUGGUGUAUCGGGAACGGUCGCAAAGCCAAGGGGAAACGCAGUAUCAGCGAGAGGCGAGCAACCGGGUGGUUGGAGAUGGCAGAGCAGGGGGCACCCCCCAGCAAGAUGGCACCCUCUACCCGCCAGAGCAUUCAGUCUCUGUCCUCUCCAGACUGUCCAGUGCCACCCCUCCACCUUCCUAUGAGGAGGUGACAGGGCACCCAGAGAGCAGCAGUGGCGAAGAGACCAGCAUCUCCUACAAUGACCCGCCACCCAAGUAUGAAGAGAUCGUGGCCACUGCCCCUGCUGCGGGCAAAUAGCGGGUCUGAUGCCUCCCUCCUGCCACUUCACACAUUCCAGCGCUCACACCCACACCCAUCCCUCACUGUGCCUGGGACCCCCUUCCUGUGCCAAUCAGCACCCCAUCUCACUUGUACAAGCUGGUGCCAUCACAGAAUAGCCUUACCCUCCUUACCAAAAACAGCUGUCCCAAAGUGGGGGUGGGGAUGGGAAACGGGAUGGCUCUGGAGUCCAGCCAGACAUCUCCUUCCCCCUGCUCUCCACACACAUAAGUGCUGUAGCAGCCAGAGCAGAGUGGCAGCUUGUUACUGGCUCAAUGCGGGGGUCUCCCCAUGGUGCAUUUGAUUUCCUUCCCUUCCCUUCAAAAAGACAUAACAUUUCCUGUGAUUAAAACAGCCUUGCUGCCUCCCUGGGGCUCUGUGGGGCCCUACUGUGUGUACACACUGGCUCAUGGGCCUGAGGCACCUGUGGGACUGGUGUUGGGACAGAAGGGGUCUUUGGGGUUGUUCCUUUGCAUGCCCAAGUUCACUGGAGCCAGUUCAUGAUGUGCUGAGACCUCAGUCUUCACCAGACCCUGUUUUGCUGCUUGGGGCUCUGAUUAGGAGUUGGGGAUGCAGGAGGGGUGCUGUGAAUUUCUCUCUGUUCUCACAGUCGGUGUCCACACUUUGCAUUCAGGAAAGAAAGUUCCCCGUGUGUGCGGGUUAUCUGCUAGGUGGGAGUGGGUAGCUUGGUCUGUCCUGUGUUGCCUGUGGUGGUAUUGUUUGUUUGGAGAACAGGGAGGAGCAGCUUGGGAAGUGUUCUGUGAUCUAGAUCCCUUUUGAAAGGAGGGGAGGCUGGUGGUGAUCUUGUCCAUGAGGUGAGUGACUGGAAUAGUGUCCCAGCAGUUCCCUUCCUGAUGGCCUCUGCUUUCCUGCUGCAGGGUGCCAAGGCGGGGAGUGCAGAGCCCUCCAGAGUGUGCUGGGAGCAGGGGGGCUGGUUGUGGCGGAGCUGGCUGGUGGGGUUUUCUCUGACUUGGAGUCAAAGGUGGUCCUUUGGCUUUAAACAGCAGGGAUACUGCUGUCUCUGGGAGGCUUGCCUGCCUGCUGUCUCCCACACAGGUGGGAUGCAGUUACAGAGUGGUCCUGUGCAAGCCUCCAUCUCAGUUGUUCUCCCAGUGUUCAGUUGUGAAUCACUAUCUCCUUCAGGCAGGAGGAAGUGGAUGGACCCUCUCUACCUGGAGCAGAUAACAGUGCUCCCUUCCCUACCCCAAAUCUCUCUGUCCUGCCUGGCCCUCUUCAAGGCUUUUCAUCAGGCAGAGCAGGCAUGGGGGGUUGUGGGACCCUGCUGUCUUUUGAGACCCUGUGGUGGGCAGAGAGCUUGGUGGCCAUGGCCAUGGAGGGCCUGCUGCUGCUCCCUCCCAUGGCUGGUUGUGUAGCUGGGGGCACUAGAACGAGCAGUGAGAGUGAUGAGGAUUGCAGCGGGACCUUGCUGGGGAGCUGAGCCCAGGCAGCCCCAACAUGGACUUGCAGCACAGGGAUCGUUUGCUGGACAGGUCGGGUAGUGCCUUUGGCUGCCAACCCAGCUGCUGUAUUGCAGCCUGGAAAGUGGGAGUGUGGCUGCUGGGACUGGGUCUGGUCUAGAGGGAUUGUCCCCCUAGAGCCUGUCCUCUCUGCCCCUUGUGCUGGGUGAAGGUACAACUCACUUGCUCCGACACUGCCUCAGUUUCCUCAUCUAUAAGGACAGACCCUGCUUGGGCCCUUGGUUUCAUCUUGCUGGAGGGGAGGGCAAAAAGAUCUUGCAUAGGGGGAUAUGAGGGUGUUGGGAACUUUUCUAGAUCUUACAGGUUUGAGAGAUCCCUCUGUUAUCUGCGAACAUGUGGGGAGAUCUCAUGCUGGUGCCCAUGGGAGAUUUGAAAACACAUGGGAGCAGGGGACAGGGCCUGGCGGAUUGUGCUGGGUUUCAGGCUCAGGCUAACGGGGUAAAACAAGGGCAGGUGUGCACAUAAUGGGACCCAUUAACCACAUGGUCUGCAUCUCCCCUGCCCUGCCCAGCCUGAGCCCGGGGCACCUCUCCCCAUGGCUCUCAUCUCCCCGAUCGCAAGGAGGUGAAGGGCUUACAGGAGCUGGUGCUCUGGGCUAGCUUUUUCCCCUUCCCCUCCUUUCAAUCCCGUUCCCUGCAGACAUGAACCCCUGACUGGGGCAUGAGCCCUUGGCUUGGGGGCAGCCCCCAUGCGGCUGCUGAGGGCCCAAGUGGGGAAUUUGGCCCCCCCCACCCCUCCCAUCUCCUUUUGGCCACCCCUGGGGCUUUUCCGUCAUUUGCUAGUCUUCAGUGGACAAAGCAACAAGGUAGAGAGAAGCAAAGAGACCCCCACAACCCCGGAAAGCAGCCAAACUAGGAAGAGAAACCACACAAAAUCAGAGCUGCCCCGAGAAAUGGCUGCACAGGUGAGAACUGACUGACCACAGCGUGCCCUGGGCCCAGCAGCUGGGGACACCAGCGGGAUGGGAGCAGGGCCAAGCCCUGGUGCCUCUGACUGCUGGGUCGUGGUGGCAGGGCAGGGCUGAGCUGGGCACUUUGGUGUGGGACAAGCAUGUCCCCUUUCAUGGAGCUGAGCUGGAAGAGCAGCCACUUGCAGGGUCCAAGUGGUAGACCUGUCCUUUCCCAGUAACAUAUAGUGGGUUAAAAAGGAGGUCCUGCUUCCCACCCCUGGCCCAGGCUAGGCCAGAAACACCCAGCGCGCCAGCCCUCGGGGUUUACCCCAGCCCUGGUCUCUCCACCAGCACCGAAAGGCCGUCGUAUGUCUGUGGGCUGCCCGUGGCCUUGCACCCCGCUGUCCCCCUUGGUCCCAGCAGUGCGCUCGCAGCAGGUCCUCUCAGCCCAGAGCCGAGGUUUAUCCAGCGCGGCCGUUGCUGGGGCAGGGCCCACGCCUGUGGGAUUUGCAGCUGCGAGCACCUAGUCUGUCUCCUCCCAGGCCUUUACUUUGCCUCUUGGCCUUAGCAAAUUGGGGUUAUGCGAAGACCUGACGAUGAGCGUCAGGGUCGGAGCCUGGAAAAGACCAGAGGGAGACAGAAGGGCACUCUUGGAUCCUCUGUCUUUGAUGCUCGGUCAUUAUCCCUGCAGUUUGUAUUCUGUAAAACUUGGUAUAUUUCUGUGCAAAAAGAUAUUUAUUAAAAAACCCUCACUGUC